Molecule: messenger RNA, 1668 nt
Organism: Chinchilla lanigera (long-tailed chinchilla)
Lineage: Eukaryota; Metazoa; Chordata; Mammalia; Rodentia; Chinchillidae
Gene: Serpina12
Product: serpin peptidase inhibitor, clade A (alpha-1 antiproteinase, antitrypsin), member 12
Exons: 5
Coding region: 200-1456 (418 amino acids)
Biological process (GO): negative regulation of endopeptidase activity
Molecular function (GO): serine-type endopeptidase inhibitor activity
Source: RefSeq, a predicted model, not a curated record
CAAGGAGAAGCCCCCAGGGAAGUGGUGUGGCCAUUGCUCCUGGAACCUCUACCAUCUGCCCACUCAGACCAGCUGAUUCUAUUGGCCUGCACUCGACCUUUUCAAGACACAUGGAGGUAUAAAUAAUAAAGCAAGAGGGCAGAUCUAUUUGGCUGGCCCCGUGGAUUUCUUCUGCAUGAACUGACAAUCUCCAAGGACAAUGAACCUCACACUGGGCCUGGGCCUGGGCCUGGGCCUGUUCCUGGCUGGCCUCCUCACCACAGAAGGGCAGCAAAAGCCUACUGUCUUUUCUCCAAUCUCAGUGUCUAAGAUCCAUCCCCGAGGGUGGAAGGAAGAAAGGGACGCACAGGAUCUGGCCAGGCGCAACAUGCAGUUUGGCUUCAAGCUGCUGAAGAAACUGGCUAUUAGCAGCCCCAGGAAGAAUGUCUUCUUCUCACCCUUGAGCAUCUCCACUGCCUUCUCUCUACUGUGUCUUGGGGCCCAGGAUUCAACACUGGCAGAGAUCAAGCAGGGCUUCAACUUCAAGGGGAUGCCAGAGAGGGACCUGCACCAGGCCUUCCACCACCUCCUCCACAAGCUGAACCAGAAUGAGGAGGAUGUCAAGCUGCACUUCGGCAACACCCUGUUCAUGGACCAGAAGCUGCAGCCACAGCAGAAGUUCCUGAGAGUGGCCAAGAACAUGUACAAUGCAGAUAUUCUCCCUGCCAACUUCCACAACCUGGAAGACACCCAGAAGCAGAUCAAUGAAUAUGUCAGUCGGAAAACCCAUGGGAGGAUUGACAACCUUGUCAAGAAUAUAGACUCUGGCACUGUGAUGCUUCUUACAAACUACAUUUAUUUUCGAGCCAGGUGGCAACAUGAGUUUGACCCAAAAGAAACAAAAGCAGAAGAUUUCUUUGUGAGCAGAAACAAGACAGUGAAGGUGCCCAUGAUGUUCCGAAGUGGGCUGUACGACAUGGGCUAUGACAAGCAGCUCUCCUGCACCAUCCUGGAGAUACCCUACCAGGGAAACCUCACAGCCACCUUCAUUCUGCCUGAUAAGGGCAAGAUGAGACAGCUGCAGGAGAACUUGCAGGCAGACGUUUUCGGCAGAUGGAAAAAAUUACUGACGAAAAGGGUUGUCGAUGUACACGUUCCCAGGAUUCACAUCUCUGGAACCUACAACCUGAAGAAGACCCUCUCCCAGCUGGGCAUCAGCAAGAUCUUCGAGGAGCACGGUGACCUCACGCGGAUCUCCCCUUACCGCAGCCUAAAAGUGGGAGAGGCUGUGCACAAGGCUGAGCUGAAGAUGGAUGAGAAGGGAACUGAGGGGGCCGCAGGCUCUGGAGCAGAGACGCUGCCCAUGGAGAAGCCCCAGAACGUUGCGAUGAACAGACCCUACCUGAUGAUGCUUUACGAGACCACCAUGCCGUCCCUGCUCUUUUUGGGAAAGAUUUCUAACCCCGGUGGGAAAUAAAGAGGAAUUCUUGCCCACUGCAGAGCUCAACCGUGGGCUAGGAUGAACACGCUUUGUCUCCCUGGGGUGGGGGCUGCAGGCACACUCUGACCCAAUCCCGCACCGUGGCAUCUCCCCCUGCUAUUCAAAUGUGCUGCCUCGCAGGUCACUCCAGCCCCUCCCUGCACACUGGGUUUUCUGGAUUAAACACUGACCUCACCCGCUUGACCAUG